Molecule: messenger RNA, 9393 nt
Organism: Anneissia japonica
Lineage: Eukaryota; Metazoa; Echinodermata; Crinoidea; Comatulida; Comatulidae
Product: F-actin-uncapping protein LRRC16A-like
Exons: 32
Coding region: 189-5210 (1673 amino acids)
Biological process (GO): regulation of Arp2/3 complex-mediated actin nucleation; cell migration
Cellular component (GO): lamellipodium; plasma membrane
Molecular function (GO): protein binding
Source: RefSeq, a predicted model, not a curated record
GCUGCUUGGCUGGUUCAGUGAUGUGAAGAAUACUUUUUGAGGACUGUAUUAUUUACCGUGGUGCUGGUUUCGACAAGAUCACUUCCGUGUUUUUAUGAUUUACACUUGGUGUCUAAUAAUUUCCUCCAUCGACUCACAUUUAAUGUUGUUUUGUUUCCAUAGUAGUCCAACGUGCUCUGACUUCAAAGAUGGGAAGUUCAGACGAGUCAAUGGAGAUUGUGCGGGAAGUUCUAAAAGACAAAUUCCAACAUGGGUUGGUAAAGUCAAUUAAAUCCGAAAACAAACAAGGAAAAAUUGAAAAUGGAAAGCUGGCCUUGUCAGCCUACCGUGCUUUCGUCAUAUUGGCUACAAAAUCUACAAAGCAUUUACUUGAGCAUGAGUUCAACUACUUGGAGAUUAAAGGCAUAGAGUCAGAAAAGGACAAACAGGUGAAAUUUGUAUUGGAGAAUGGCAAGAUAAUCAACAUCUCAACAUCAAGUGUUGAGGAGACAGACUGCUUGAUUGAGUACCUCACAACUUCACUUUUAAAAGUCUUCCCGCAAACUCCAAUCUUGAAGUUGAUAUCAAGCUUGAAACUGGAACCGAAUGCACGUCAGACUGAAUUAAUGGACAAGUUGGAGAAUUUACCGCCUGCUGAUGUCGGUCCAUGCGGUGGCUUUUCACGCAUGUAUGCUUGCAUGUGUGAUCAUUUGAAACUUACGUACAUGCCUGAAGUUGCAUGGGACAUUGAAACUAUAUACUUGUCCCAGAACUGCAAGAAUCUAUGUCUGAAUGAUUUUGAUCAUCUUAAUCAAAGGGAUUUAACGCCAAUAAUUGCGGCUUUGGAGUAUAACACUUUCUUCACUCAACUAUCAGGGAACAGUCUAAAAGUUAAAUUGCUUUACAGGGAGGAUCAUGAAGCAACAAGUUCUCCUUUUGAGUUGAAGGUAGUAGAGGCAGUAAAAGCCAUUGUUCAUGUAUUGAAGAAAUCAGCCAUUGAAAAGCUGGUACUUGUUGACUGUAACCUAAAACAUGAAUUUGCACAUGGAUUGAAUACAGCUCUCCUAGCAAACACCAAAUGCUCUUUGACCCAUCUUGACCUUUCUCAAAAUCCAAUUGAGGAUCGUGGAUUACAAGCAAUGAGUGAUCGCUUAGCUAAGUUACCUGAUGGACUCGCAGUUCUAAAGCUUGCAAAAACUGGCAUUACAGGCAAAGGUGCUUCCUUUAUGUUCAAAACAUUCUACGAAUGUGAACGAAUGGCAAAUGUACUCCAAGUGCUGGAUGUUUCCCACGCAUCAUUCAAGGAACAUGAUUUGACAGAUUUGAAGAGUUUUCUGGCUCGUCCGAAUGCUUUAACACACUUGGACUUGUCUUUCACUGGCUUAGCCCUUGAUGAAAUCUUUAAUGCACUUGUUCGAGGAUGUCUUCUGAAAUUAUCCCACCUGAACUUGAGUGGUAACACUUUUACAACAAAGAAAGCAAAACCAGCGGCUAUUCCUCAGUCUAUCAAGAACUUCUUCGCGUCAGCAAUGGAACUAAAGGUUGUUGGACUUGCAGGAAACAAGCUGCCACCAGAGGUUGUCAAGGAGGUUAUAUUAGCAAUUAGUAUGAACAAGAAUAUUACAGAUAUUGAACUGGAUUUAAGCAGUAAUGAACUAAAAGCAGCAGGAUGCCUGAUGCUUGAGAGUGUGAUAGCUUGUGUUGGGAACAUCCGAUCACUAGAUAUUAGUGACAAUGACAUCAAUGACGGCCUAGCUAGCUUCUUAGACUGGGUUUGUGAAAAUAAAACCCUUAGAGUUCUGAAUGUCUCCAAGAAUCUAAUCAGAGCCAAAUCCCUUGAUAAAGUGAUGGACGCAUUUGUAAAGCUGAUUCAAGAGGAAGAACUACCUUUGGAAAACUUAUCAAUGGCCGACUGUCACCUGAACUAUGAAACCAUUGUUAUCAUUAAUGCUCUUGGAAGUAACACAUCACUCACCAGUAUCGACUUCAGUGGAAACAAUAUGCGAGACCUUGGUGCCAAGAUGCUAGCCAAAGCAUUAAUGAUCAACUCUAAGCUAGAAUUUGUGAACUGUGAUCGCAACAACAUCACUGCUGAUGGGUACAGAGAAAUUGCCAAUGCUCUAGAAAGAAAUUACACUUUGAAGGAAUUCCCAAUGCCAGUACAUGAUAUCCAUAAUAAUUCACGUCAGGAUUGCAGCAAAUUAGAAGCCCCGCUGCAUAGAAUACAACAACUCAUUCAGCGUAACCACAGUUCACGCAAGUUUAUUGAUGAUCAAGCUUUCCGUCUCCAACAAGGCUUCCUCUACACCACAGCUCACCAGAUGGUUGACAAGAUGGUGGUGCAGAUUCAGGACAAGGCAAUGGAACUGGAAAGCCAGGACUCGGACGUUGUUAAAUUGUUUGUAGAGGAGGGAGAGAAAUACAUCAAGGACGCUGACAAUUCAAAGAAGUUGCUGGCAAUGAUGCAUGAUGUAGCCUUAAAAUCCAGUCUUGUGACUGUUGAAUCAAAGCUCAAGUCUCUAGCCUCCGAGGUGCAACAGACGGUUCAAAGUAAACUCAAAGAAACUUUAAACAGCAUGUUGGAUUGUGCCGAAGAACAGUGUGAGACGGUGAUGGAAAAGCCAGAAAUCAAGUCAGAGUUGCUAUCGGCUGUGGAAGAACGUGCAGUUCUACCCGAUCGCUUUAUGCAAGAUGUCUUAGACCAAGCCGCGGCUGAUAUCAGCAACAAAAUCAGUGAGGUUCAUUUAGCGAUGGCUGCUCAAAUCUCGGACACUGUGGUUGGUGAUAUUCUUGCAAAUUUGGAAGAUUGUUUCAAAAACCUUUCUGAGCAUGCGGAGAAUGUACCUUCACUGGAUAAGCCUAACAAAGAAUCGUUUUUAGAUGAUGAAAAAUUUGAUGCUACCGAAGUUGUCAAUGAAGCUCCAAUCUCAGAACCACCCGUAAACCCUGCACUCUCCCGUGUAAAGGACGAACAUUUAACCAAGAGAACAACUAAAAGAGGCAUACGUCCUAAAUCGAUCAUUCCACAAGAUAAAAUAGACAUGGGUGUGGAGCCUGUUACACCUCCUGGAAAUGUGCAACCAUUUCCUGAAUUUUCACUGCCACAAGCAGUACCUGUGCCAACACCACCACCAGUGACAACAAAAAUAACACCACUGAAAGGUACUGGUUUCAGCGGGGAAGUAACAACCCUAGUUUCACUUACAAAGACCAGACCCAAGAAGCCACAGCGUACAAGGCCAACACGUCCAACUGUUCAGCCUCCUAAUUUGCCUGAAUCUGAAGUUAAGAAUGAAUUUACCAAUUUAGAGGGAUUUUAUACUGUUGUGGAGGAUAAGGCUGAGAAGAAGAAGGACAAGAAGGAAGAUAAGACGAAAGAUAAAAAGAAGAAAACUGAUGAACCUAAACCAACUGCUCCAGCGAAACAAGAAAAGAAAUCUGUGUUUGGUAUCUUUAAAAGGAAUAAAAGAGAUAAGAGUCCAAGCCAAGGCAAACCUCAAUCAAAGAAAAAAGAAGAUUCUAAAGAAAAGAAGGCAAAAGCAGCAGAAGAUAAGAAGAAGAAGAAAGUUUCAAAAGAUAUUACACCUGCUGUUGAGGAAAAACCAACUCCUCCUCCGGCAGAAAACAAGCCAACUCCAUCCCCAGCCAUUACUGAACCAGUUUCUCCACCAUUAGAGGAAAAACCAACUCCCCCUGUUGCUGAAGAAAAACCAGAGAAGAAGCCCUUGAAACCGCCUGGAGGUAUGGGGUUUGGAAACAUCUUAGCAAAAACUGAUCUGGAUAAACAUUUGAAUAAGAGAAAAUCUUCUCCAUUGCUUGUAAGUGGAAAGGAAGUCGAGCCUGAUAAGCCAAACAAGAAAGAAGAUGAAAAACCUACUGUGGAUCAGAUUCAAGAAGGGAUUCCAGAAAAUCCUUUAAAUGACAUCAAAAGUGAUUUGAAAGCUGAAAUUGAAAAGAAUGGUAAAGAACCUUCAGCAGUAGAACUUACUAAAAAUGUAGAGGAGGUAGAUGAUUCUGAUAAAAAGUCAGAACCAACAGAAGAGAAAGAAGAAAAUACACCUGUGAAAGCAAAAGAACUAAAGGAAGAGAAUACUGAAGCUGAGGAAGUGGCAAAUAAGGAGAUUAAAAGUGUUGGGGUGACAAAUGGUAAAGACUCAGAACCUGUUGACGUAGAAGUCAAGACUAGCGAAAACAAUGAUGUUCCAGUUGCCGUGGAGAAUAAAGAUGAAGUCAAAGUUGUGGCUGAAGAAGCAAAUAAUGAAAAUAAACAAGAAAAUACAAAUAUUGUAAAAAAAGAUGAAAAUUUUGAUACCACCGAUGGAAAUAAAAAGGAAAUAACACAGCCAAUUGAGAAAUUGAAUGAGGAAGAAAACGAAUUACCUCAAACAGAACUAAAAACUGAAACAGAAACAGAAACUCAGCCAUCUUCAAAAAUUUCUUUAGAGUCAGAAGGAAAUACUACUGUAAAGGAAACUGAGUCAACUGAAGUUUCAACAGAAGAGAGUGCAAAAGAGAAAGAGGAAGGAAAGAAAGAGGAAAAGGAUGAGAAAAAAGAAGAUGAAAACGAAGAGAAAAAAGAAAAUGAAAAAGAUGAAAAAAGGGAAGAAAUACACAAUGCAUCUGAGGAAAUCAGUGACAAAAUAGUAAAUGUAGUUAAUAAAGAUGUGACAAAAAUAUGUACUGAUGAGGAAAGUACGGAAAAAGUUCCAGAUGUAAAUGGAACAAAGGAGAAUACUGACACGACUGAAAGCACAUCAGCACCAAAAGUUGAAACAGCAAAACCAGUGUCACCAGAAUCAGACCGACCAAACUUGCUUUCAAUAAAUGUGGAUAGUGCAAGUUCUGAAAACAAUGAACAAAAAUCACCCAUCAAGAGUCCUAGUAGGCCAACACCAUCCCCAAGGCCCACAGCUGCUCCAAGGCCAAAAUCCGCACAAACCGAUGGACGUCCUCCACCUGUUACUAAACCUAGACCAACAUCUAUGAAGCCAUCACCAUCAACGAAGCCAAAACCUAAAAAAUCUAAUAGUACUUUACAAAUGGUGAUUGAAAGCAAUGUGGCAAAUGCUGAGACGAAUGGAACAUCAAAUGGUGAUGUUAAACCAAGAAGUGAAAAAUCACCGCCACCCUCAAAACCUCCAGUGAGAGCACGACCAAAAUCAAUUGAAAAUUCACCAUCAAAGAACUCACCAGAUGUAGCUGAUAAAAACUUUAGUCCUAAAAAGGAAUAAUAAAUAAUCACACCAGAUUCAUGAUCAAUAUCUAUUGAUUAUAAUUUGUCAGAAAGUGCAAGACUGUGCAAUGCAACUUUCCAGAAUGCCCAUCAAACUUCAUAGAUGGGAAAGGAAUACGAGCUUGUCUCAGAGCCACACUCUGCCUUGUUUUUCUAUCAGUGGUUGUCGUUUUUUGGGAAUACAGCGACAAUAUCCAGGAGCAUGGCUUAGCAGAAUGGUCAAUUUGAACGUCUAUUUACUCAUUUCUCUCAAGACCUCAACCUGGACAUUUCAAGUACAGUAUGUAGAUAUCAAUAUUUAUGAUGGUGUAAUAAAAAUAAUGAUACUGUAUAAAUUUUUAGGUUUAUAUUGAGACAACUUAUAUAGUAUAGUAUAGUAUAAAUCUCAGAUUUAUAGUAUUAAAUAAUGGAGUUGAGCUGUAGUUUGGUCAACAUGCUUGCCUUCCAAUCCUAUGGUUCUCAAACCAGAAUUUUUGUCUCGUAUGACUAAAAUCACCACUCACAGACCUCUCCACUAAGCGCUGCCCUCACUAUCAACUUUUAUGUGGCAAAUACCUGUGCCUUGCUCAUAUAUGCGUGUAUAUAUGACAUCAUGCCCAUAUAUAGGAAAUUCACAGGUAUUGAUCACGCAAAAUUUGAUAGUGUGGAAAGUCCAAAUGAUAAGCUUUUCUAGAUGGGUCACAAUAUUGUGUAAACAUUAAUACAAGUGAAGUAAUCUAUAAUUUUAUACUUAAAGUGGGAAAAAAAAAUUACCAUAUUAAAGUACUAAGUGCAUGUACUGAAGAGUAAUUAAGCUUCUAUAUAUUUAAUUUCUAUACCUUUUGUCUAUGACUUGAGAUAAAAUAAUGUACUGUAUUUCUUUAAUUAUUAGUUGAUGAAAUAUACAUAAUACUGCAAAAUCAUAAAAUAAAGUUUGAACAAUUUAGAUGAUGAAAAGUAGUAAAAAAAUAUCAGUUAAAGUAAUAUCUGUUAAAAAAAAAUUGGUAUUUCUAUGAGGAAUUUAUAAUGUUUGCAAGUGAUUCAACCAGUGUUUAAUUAAAAUGUUUGAAUGCUUACAUGAUGAGGUCUGCUGGUGAGGACCCCACUCCCCCUCCUUCAGUUGUAAGAAUUGUUGCCUUGUAGAUAUUUCAGGGAACAAUUUGGCCAAAUCAGAUUCAGUUGUCAAGUACUGUAUAGAUAUAUAUUAUGGAAGUAAAAUACGAUUUGCAGUAAGGUGAUCUGUAUACGUGUAAAAAUAAUUUUAUUUUUGCAUUAUAAUGAAGUUUACAAAAAUGAAAUGGUCUUUUCAGCAUUUAUUUCCGUGAAUUGGAAUAAAUUAUAAGAUAUAAACUAUUGUGAAUCAAAUUUCUCGAAUUUGGAAUAUUUAUUUAAAGUGCCCUUCAGGAAUCUGGUAGAUUAAGUUCAAUGGAAACCCUGAUUAUAGUGUUAUGUUUGUCAAAUUGCACUAAAUAUUUUUACAGUGUCAAAUGUCAAGAUUGUGUAAAUGCCACUGUUAUGGCCUUUAAAAUUUAAAAUUUCAAAAUUUGUCUUCACUUUGCAAAACAAGUGAAUUACCUGCAACACUAAAGCACAUAGAAAUGAAUGUAAAAUGCAUCAUACAUGUGAGCAGGCAUUGACCAUACCACUAAUUGAGAACCUCUCAAUCAGAGACCUCAAAUGUAUAUUUUAUAAGGCCAUCCUUGCAGCUCAUCAUUCUUCCCCUAAAUACGGUUAGAGUAUGAGUAUACUAACCUAACCGUUGGGCCAUUACAAUUCAAACGGUUUGUCUCAGAACCAAAAAUACCAUCAAUUGAGAUUUGUAUGUAUGCCACAUGGUGUACUGAAACCUAUAAUUAUUUAUUAAGCACAUUUUUUAUCUAUUUGAUAGAUACUUAUCGAAUAAAGACCAAAGUUGCUAAAGACCAGGAAAACCUCAUUCCCAAAAACGGUCUUUAAUUAGAGGGAGACCUGUGACUAUAAUCAUUAAUACCUAUUAAUGACACAUUUUAAGGCCUAUUAAUGACACAUUUUAAGGCCAUUUUUAAAUAUUACUUGAGCAGAGAUGCCCAACAUCAACAUGGUAUGUCUGUUUGUGCAAAUUCGACAUACAGUAUAUGCAUAAAUACUAUUGGUUACCGUUUACACUUGAGUGUACAGUUUUAUAAAUGUCAUCAUAUUGAGGGCAGUAUUUAUGUCGUGUUCCUUCACCAAUUUGAUAAUUAUAGACAAUUUAAAUGCUAGGCUUACUUGAAAGCAAAGACUACUUGUAUUUAGAUAAACUAUUUUGGUUAAACAAAUUGUGUUUUUCUAGCUGUGUUUUCUUAUUAUGUACAUAGCAUUUACAUACAGUGGAAAAAUUCAAUCAAGUUUGACCAGUUUUAAUAAUAUUUUGAUAAUCAGAAUAUUCAUUUAAUUUUGUAUAACUAUUAUUUUCUAUUCUAUUAUGUGUUUGUUUAUAAACCUUUCUUUCAAUAGAAUACUGUGUAUAUUUAUUGUUGUUAGUGGUGAUCAUUUAUUGCUAUUGUAGAUAUAUAAAAGUUUACUUAUGCUCAUUAUUCUAAAUUACAUUGUAAGAUGUCCCAUCAUAAUUUCACAUGUGUUUUCUCAUAGGUUGUAUUGCCUUAAUUCUUUUAUUUGAUAACUGUGGGCCAAAGUAUAACAAGUUAAUCUAUAGUUAAUACAUUUGCUAACAAGGAUGAUUGUGCACAAACAUAAAAUAUAUAUUAAAUAAAGGUUAUCUUUCAAAGUCUUAUUUGCAUGUAGGAUUUGCUGUCUUUUUGACAGUUUCAGCAAAAUAAUUGCUAUUAUAAGUCUGUAUUGACGUCAUCACUGAAACUUCCAGUGUUAUUUUUCUAUCCCAAACCGUGCACUAUAGGUAAGAUAAUUAUAAAUUAUGCUAGUGUAUGAUUUUCAGCAUUAAUUGCUUAUUAGUGAAUACUGAGUAGACCAUCUAGUAAUUAUCAUUACAGCAAUAGGUUAACUUUGAAAGGUAAUGUUUAUUUAUUGUGUCAUCAACAAAGUCAAGCAUCAAUAUCCAUGCUGCUAUCCCAGCAUAAACAUAUUUUCAACCAAACAUUUCCAUAGCAAAGCUAACUCAUAAGUAGCAGCUGUCAAAUACCUAUUUUUAUACACAUGCGCUGUCUGUGUGAGUAGUUUGAUAAAAUAAUUGAACCAAUGACUUGGGCUAUGUUCUCACACGGCAGCUAACGAUUAGCAGGAUCCGGAUCCUGCUAACCGGUAGCUGCCAUGCGUCCAUACAUGAAAAUCCCGAUACGGAUACCAAAAAUAUGAUGACCGAAUUACUGGCCAAUAAGAAACUGGAAAUUGUUAAACGUGUAUGUGUGAUUGGUUGAUGAUGAAACCGCGCUCAACUUGCUAACCGUUACGUUGCAAACGGUUAGCGCUAACCGAUCGGGCGUUCUCACGCAGGUGCUAACGGUAAAGCCUGUUUUCCACACGAAUCCAAGGCAUCGGCUUAUGCAUAUGCGCAUUCACAUUCCUAUCAGAGUUUUUGCGAAACGAAAAAAUGCGCAACCAAUCAGAGCUCAGGAAGCGAACCAACGCUUUAAUUCGCGCAAAAAAAAUCGCCUAUUGGAAAGCCAGCUUUAGCUCCUGAUCCGGAUACUAGGGUUCUCGUGAGAACCAGGCAUGAAUGUUUAUUAUACUUAUCAUAAAUACAUUCAUGUUUUGGUCACAAGUAAUUCUGAUAAUUACUUAAGGUGUUAAGAACACACUGUACUACUAGGUAUAUGUUGUGGAAUAUCAUUUAAGCUGCUGCAUUCAACUCGGAUUCGUUCGAACCGAAAUUCGGACCGCCUUUAUGAUGCGCUACCAGCGUCUCUAUUCUUACACAAUGAUUCGAUUUUCUGUUCGGUUCGGGAGGCUUUCAGAUCCGAAAAUUCUGAUUUGGUGUUAAUGCACCUUUAAUUAAUUAUACUUUUUUCGUGGACCACUUUGCAGCCAAGUAUGAAUUUUCAAAGACCAUUAUACUUUUAUGAAUACAGGAUUUACGUGCAUAAUUAUAAAGGGUGAAGAUAAUGUUUAGUUUUUGAAGACACAAGAUAUUAUUAUUACUGUAGUUUUGUAUAUCUCCUAUGAUUGCAAGUGUAAUUGAGGUAUCGAUUUUUGAUUUAUGUAUUUUCUAUAUCAUUAUUGCAAUAUACAAAAUAAGUGUUGGAAUAAAAUAUCAAAUAUUGCCAAUA